AUGUCAAGAUUGCUUAGAUCUACUUUGGCCAAAUCAUGUUUGGCUGCAGGUGCAGUUGUUGGUGGUACGAUCAUAUAUCUAGAUUUCAUAAAACCUAAAAGAAAAUCAUUAAUUGUUGAUUCUUACAAGCCAUUGAGAAAAGAUUAUCCAUCGCCGCCAACUAGAAAAGAGUUGGUCGAUCAGCUAGGUGGAACCAAGAAAUUUGACGUAUUAAUUAUCGGAGGUGGUGCGGUUGGUACGGGAUGUGCAGUUGAUGCGGCUACACGCGGGUUGAAUGUUUGUCUUUUGGAAAAGACUGAUUUUGCUUCAGGUACUUCUUCAAAGUCCACUAAAAUGGCACACGGUGGUGUUCGUUAUUUGGAAAAAGCCAUUUUCCAGUUAAGUAAAGCUCAGUUGGACUUGGUUAUAGAGGCCCUCAAUGAAAGAGGCAAUAUGUUGAGAACUGCUCCCCAUCUAUGUACCGUUUUACCCAUUAUGAUUCCAGUUUACAACUAUUGGCAAGUUCCAUAUUUUUUCGCUGGUUGUAAAAUGUACGAUUGGUUUGCUGGUAGACAAAAUUUGAGAAGUUCUACAAUCUUGAGCAGAGAGCAAGCCGAGGCUUUGGCACCUAUGAUGGAUAUCACCAACUUGAAGGCUGCGUGUGUUUAUCAUGAUGGUUCCUUUAACGAUGCUAGAAUGAAUUCAACUUUGGCUAUAACUGCAAUUGAAAAUGGGGCUACAGUGCUCAAUUAUUUUAAUGUUGACCAAUUGUUGAAAAAUGAUAAAGGCGAAUUGUAUGGUGUUAGGGCUACGGAUUUGGAAACCAAGAAAACUUAUGAAAUUAAAGCUACAUCGGUUAUUAAUGCUACAGGACCUUUUGCUGAUAAGAUUUUGGAAAUGGACGAGGACCCACAGGGAUUACCACCAAAGCAAGAACAAAAGCCAAAAAUGGUUGUCCCUUCUAGUGGUGUGCAUAUAGUUUUACCUGAGUACUAUUGUCCCACAACAAUGGGUCUUUUGGAUCCAGCUACCGCCGACGGAAGAGUCAUGUUCUUUUUGCCAUGGCAAGGAAAAGUUUUGGCUGGUACAACCGAUACUCCAGAAAAGUUUGUUCCUGAAAAUCCAAUCCCUACAGAGGAGGAUAUUCAGGAUAUUAUUAGGGAAAUGCAAAAAUACUUGGUUUUCCCAAUUGACAGAAACGAUGUUUUAUCAGCAUGGUCUGGUAUUAGACCAUUAGUAAGAGAUCCUUCGACGGUUGCAAAAGACGGAGAUUCUGGAUCUGGCUCCACUGAAGGGUUAGUUAGAUCCCAUUUAUUAGUGCAAUCUCCAUCUGGAUUGGUGACAAUAUCGGGAGGAAAAUGGACCACAUAUAGAGAAAUGGCACAAGAAACAAUUGAUUAUGUUGUUAAAAAUUUUGAUUUCAAUGGUAAGAACAUCAAGCCUUGUCAAACCAAUGAGUUGGUUCUCAUUGGUGGUGACGAUUAUUCAAAAAACUAUUCCGCUAGAUUAAUCCACGAGUAUAAAAUCCCAUUGAAAUUAGCCAAGCAUUUAUCCCAUAACUAUGGCUCUAGAUCAGCGAUGAUUUUGGAGUUGUACUCCUCCAGCGAUUACAAUAAACUUCCAGUAACUUUAGCUGCAUCGCAAGAGUUUAUUCCCAAACACUUGGAAGUUUCACCAGAGAACCAACUAAGCUACCAAUCCUUUGAUGAACCAUUCACUGUAGCUGAGUUACUUUACUCACUCAAAUACGAGUAUACAAGAACACCUAUUGAUUUCUUAGCAAGACGAACAAGAUUAGCGUUUUUAAACGCAAGAGAAGCAAUGAGUGCUAUCGAUGGCGUGGUUGAAAUAAUGAGUAAUGAGUUGAACUGGGAUAAGGAAACUAAGGAGAAAAUGAGAAGAGACGCCGUCAAGUACAUUGGAAACAUGGGUAUCUCGCCAAAGAAGUUUGACGUUGAGCAAUUUACUAUUAAAUAG
This is a messenger RNA of Lodderomyces oxycetoniae, 1956 nucleotides long. It is a transcript of the gene GUT2, whose product is annotated as glycerol-3-phosphate dehydrogenase. Gene Ontology annotation, molecular function: glycerol-3-phosphate dehydrogenase (quinone) activity. Gene Ontology annotation, biological process: glycerol-3-phosphate metabolic process. The transcript has a single exon. Bases 1 to 1956 code for a protein of 651 amino acids. NCBI's taxonomy places the organism in Eukaryota, Fungi, Ascomycota, Pichiomycetes, Serinales, Debaryomycetaceae. Gene Ontology annotation, cellular component: mitochondrion; glycerol-3-phosphate dehydrogenase (FAD) complex. The record is from RefSeq and is a predicted model, not a curated record.